Neospora caninum is the source of this 798-nucleotide messenger RNA. RefSeq lists its product as uncharacterized. Gene Ontology annotation, cellular component: ribosome. Lineage: Eukaryota; Apicomplexa; Conoidasida; Eucoccidiorida; Sarcocystidae. The record is from RefSeq and is a predicted model, not a curated record. The coding region runs from base 1 to 798 and encodes 265 amino acids. The transcript has a single exon. Gene Ontology annotation, biological process: translation. Gene Ontology annotation, molecular function: structural constituent of ribosome.
AUGCCUCCCCCCGCCUUCCAUUUCAAGUCGUAUUCCGCAGAUGAAGGCAACGCGUCUCGCCUUCUCGCCUCUUGCGCUUCGCACCCCUCUGGCGGGCGUGCCCGUUCGCGGUGCGUGCCCACCGGAGACGGGAAACCAAGCGCUCGUACAGUCCACUUGGUACCUGGUUUUCGGGGAUCUCUGAACCUUUCCUCGAGGUUUUCGCCGCCUCUGUUCAUCGCUUCGUCGCCUUCAGGGACGAGACGCCUUCUCUCCUUUGCAUCGCCCUCCUGUGCGCAGUCUGUGCGUCAUCCGGCAGCCGCGCCGACCUCUCCUGCAGCGUCUGCCUGUUUUGCGCCUUCUUCCCGCAGCCAGUCUAUCGCGCUUUUUGCCGAGCCGCCGCCGUCCCCGCCCGCGUCGCCUCGCGCGCAAGCUGUUCUGGAGGAAAUCAAAAAACUCACUCUCGUGGAGGCAGCCGAGCUUGUUUCGCUGAUUGAGGCAACGUUCGGCGUUUCCGCGCGGCUAGCAGUCGCGGGGCCAGGAGCCGGGGCAGCGCCUUCAGACGCCGAAGCAGAGGAGAAGAAGGAGGCGCCUCCAGAGAAGACGCAGUUCGACGUGGUGAUAAAAGCCGUGCCGCUCGAUAAACGCAUCGCUGUCAUCAAGACACUGAGGACCGUGCGAACCGACCUGGGCCUGAAGGAGGCGAAAGCAGUGAUUGAUGCGCUGCCCAACACAAUUCUCAAACAAGUCGACAAAGUCAAGGCCGAGGAAGUCCGGAAAACUCUCGCAGACGCCGGCGCGGAGAUCGCGAUUGAAUAG